Molecule: messenger RNA, 862 nt
Organism: Lingula anatina
Lineage: Eukaryota; Metazoa; Brachiopoda; Lingulata; Lingulida; Lingulidae
Molecular function (GO): protein binding
Source: RefSeq, a predicted model, not a curated record
CAUCAUGGCGACUGAGGUAGACGACAUACAGGAAUUUCUGUCAAAUGAAUACAAGACCUGUAGUGUUUGUGGAGGUUUCUAUGGGACUAGUUUUGGUCAACCUGUUUGCAGCACCUGUCACUUGUUUCUGUUCCCUGAUGACAUCAACAACCCUGAGGAUAUCUCAUAUCUAGAGAAAACAGAUUCAGGAGACUCUGGGAAUGAAGAACCAGAUGAUGCAACAGCCUUUUUCCAAACAGAUGGCAGCUGUGCUGAGGCCCCUGCGGGGGCAGAGAGGCCUUCCAGAAGGGGCAUCUCUACCCCAGCCCCCACAAAGCCUGAUAAACUGGCGGAAAGGAUCGCCAACUUGACCAUGCCCAGAGAGUUUGACAAAGAGAAGAUUCCUGAGGGCUUGGUUGAUGCCUUACCAACAGAGGUGCUCCUAGUUGUAUUUAACUACCUGGAUGACAUCUCUCGCUGGAGUGCGGGCAAUGUGUGCAAUAGAUGGCAGCAGAUUAUGGAGGAUGAGACCACAGACGAGGAGUGGCAGCACUUUAUACGCCUGCGAUGGCCGCUGUUUGACCCCAAAUACAAAGUCAGGUGCUGGAGGACCAUUUAUACGAAACUAGUAGAAAGUGCACCUUGCAGGCUAUGCCUAAACAGAAUGAUGUUACAAAGUACACCUCCAAUAGAAGAAAACUCAUGGCGACAUCGGAGGUUACGGAGUGAGCUAAAAACUUUACAGACAGACCCCCCUGAAGGUAUCCAGGCAACCCCGCUGGACAAAUACUGCUGUCACUGGCAGGCGUCUAUCACGGGUCCUGCAGGGAGUCCGUAUGAAGGUGGAAUAUUUUACCUGUACCUGCAGAUUCCACACAGGUGA